Messenger RNA from Mobula hypostoma (lesser devil ray), 3927 nucleotides. Its product is annotated as cytochrome P450 7A1-like. The transcript is spliced from 6 exons. NCBI's taxonomy places the organism in Eukaryota, Metazoa, Chordata, Chondrichthyes, Myliobatiformes, Myliobatidae. The coding region runs from base 263 to 1795 and encodes 510 amino acids. Gene Ontology annotation, biological process: bile acid biosynthetic process; cholesterol homeostasis. Gene Ontology annotation, molecular function: heme binding; oxidoreductase activity, acting on paired donors, with incorporation or reduction of molecular oxygen; steroid hydroxylase activity. The record is from RefSeq and is a predicted model, not a curated record.
CAGCUCAUUCAACUGUACAACCCUGCAGAGGUAGUUGCUUGUCUGUCCCCCUGCGUAACUUGCAAUGCGAUGUUUUAUUUUCGGCUUGGGCUUUUAAUUUGUAAUCUACCCCCAAAAGGACUUCGGUCGCUAGCGCUGCUUUUGUUUGUUUUGUAACAAAUACAGUGAGGCAACAAAGUCUGGGGGACUCUAAAAAUCAGGAGGGAAGAACAACGCUAUCUGCAGCCGCCACCACCCGUGGUUCUUGACAAGUUAGCCGACAAUGGCAGACGUCGGUGUCUUGAUUGCCAGCAUCUUGGCUGCUCUUUCACUCGUGUGGUUCCUGCUGUUAAGGAGAAGAAGAGAAGGCGAGCCUCCAGUUGAAAAUGGAUGGAUUCCAUACUUGGGUUGUGCUUUAGCAUUUAGUGCAAAUCCUCUCAAGUUUCUACAAACUUACCAGAAGAAGUAUGGAGAUACUUUUACUUGUAAGAUAGCUGGGAACUUCAUCACGUUUAUCACUGACCCCUUCUCAUACAGUUCUGUCAUUCGGCAUGGAAAAUAUCUUGACUUUCAGAACUUUGGAAUAAAAGUUUCAAGAAGGGUAUUUGAUCAUGUAGAUUUUAAUGAUGCUAAAUAUGGGGUAGAUUAUGAAGAGAUUCAUCAAAUCUUCAACAAGACCCUGCAGGGAAGCGCUUUGGGCCCGUUGGCCGCAAGUAUGAUGGAGAAUCUCCAGUUUGUAAUAUCACAAAUAAAGUCAUCCUUGGACUCAGACGGAUGGAUCACUGGAUGGCUUAAUGAAUUUUCAUUCAGGAUAAUGUUUGAAGCUGGGUUUCUAACACUCUUUGGAAAAAAUGAAAAAGCAAUGGCAGCAAUGGAUAUUGAAAAGGUCAAUGCACAGCACGCUGCCAUUCUCACUGCAAUGGAGAAUUUUAAAGUGUUUGACGCAUCAUUUCCUGCUUUAGUUGGUGGUAUUCCAGUAUUGUUUCUCAAAGCAGCCAAGGAAUCAAGAUUGGCUCUAGCACAAAUGUUGGUGUCUAAAAUCUUAAAUCGGAAUGACAAUAAAUCUCUUCUCAUUGAGGAAAGAAUGAACCUUUUGGACCGUUCACCUACACUUGAUGAUCUUGACAAGGCAAAGACACAUGUCGCAAUGCUGUGGGCUUCGCAGGCCAAUACCGUCCCGGCUAGUUUCUGGAGCAUUUAUUAUCUAUUAAGGUGCCCAGAAGCACUGAAAGCAGUGAGAAAUGAAAUUGACGACCUACUUCGCAUAACAAAUCAAAAAAUAGGAGACGCUAAUAAUCCUGUCAUAUUCACCAGAGAACAACUAGAGAGUAUGAGAGUUAUGGGUAGUCUGAUAAAUGAAGCUCUCCGCUUAUCCAGUACGUCAAUAAUGUUACGUGUUGCCACUGAGAACUUCGCGCUGACACUGGAUUCCGAUGUAAAGGUGGCUGUGCGAAAAGGAGACCUUAUUUGUUUAUAUCCUCAACAACUACACUUGGACCCAGAUAUUUAUGAAGACCCUUUGGAAUUUAAAUAUGAUAGAUUUUUGGAUGAGAAUGGGAAAGAGAAGACUGCAUUCUACAAAAAUGGUAGAAAACUUAAGCACUAUCUUUUGCCAUUUGGCAGCGGUGUCAGUAUAUGUCCUGGUCGCUUUUUCGCUAUCAAUGAAAUCAAACAGUUUUUGUCUAUAUUGUUAUGCUAUUUUGACAUGGAACUAUCUGAUCCCUCAGGACCCAUUCCACCCCAAGAUAAUUCAAGGUCUGGGUUAGGAAUUCUCCAACCAGCCCAUGAUGUUCAGUUUCGUUAUCGUCUGAAAUAAUAACCCACUGAUUCUGGCACAAUGCCUAGUAUAGAAGAUUUCUUUCUUUAUUUAGGCUAUAUAAAAAACUAGUACUCUUCUGCUUUAUAGUUCAAUGCUAACCCCUGUUAUAACAAUUGUAUAGUAAUUAGAGUUUUUAAAAAGUGUUGCAUGUAUCCUACUGUUUCUUAAUUUUUGUACUACCAGUUGUAGAAUACAGGACUAAAUUUGUGAAGGAACAAUUUGCUGUACUGCAGUUGGGUGUUGGUAUCAGUGACAAUGUUUUAUCAAUGAAGAAGUAUAUGGAAUUAUAUAAUAAUAUUCAACAUGGAAAACAGUAAUUCAGCCAGUCUAGCAUGUGCGGGUGUUCAGAAUGCACCCAACUCUUUUCUCCUACUAAUAUUAUCUCAGCCCUUUCAGCAUAUAUCUUCCUAUUCUUGUUUUUUUAAAAUAUAUUCAACUAAAUUCUUUCUGAAAUCUCUGUGCAAAGAAAACAGUUUUUAAGUGAACCCAUUUCAGGGUACCCUGCCCUUCACUAAGAGAAUUCUUCCGGUGGCUCUCGAAGGCUUCUCCAGGAUCAUUUGUGUUGCUAUAUUAAAAACUAUGAUUCAAUGUAAAUUAUCUCCACCUUCCCCCAACCCCCUUUCUUCUGAUCCUUUGGGCUUGCCAUUUUGACCCAGUCUUCCCCUUGCCCUUCCUUCAUCCACCUUUGUUCCCUUCCUCUUCCCCAUCCACAACCUUCACAUACAGUUCCCCGCCCCAACACCCAUCUGCUUCAAACUGUCAUUCACCUCUCCCUUCUCCUCUGAUGGCUCCCAUUCUCAUCUCCUUCAAUUAUCAGAAUCCUCUACUGGUUUUCUUGCUUAUCUCUGUCCAGCAGCCAUCUACCGUCUUUACACUCCCGCCUUCCACCUUUAUCUGUUGUUAUCCUCUCCUUUUUCUUCUCUCCCUUUUGUCUACCUCAAACCAUCAUUCGCCUGCCAUAGUCAUCUGACUCCACCCACUCACCUCCCCUGUCAUCUUAUAUUAUGCCGGAAGUGCGAUAGUGUCAGUGGGGAGUAGUGUGUGAAGGUGCCAUUAGCAAGGACAAAGUUCUUGGUAAACUGAAAGGUCUGAAAGUAGAUGGACCAGAUGGUAUAUACCCCAGGGUUCGGAAAGAGGUGGCCGAAGAGAUUGUGAAGGCAUUAGUAAUGAUCCUUCAAGAAUUAAUUGAUUCUGGCAUACUUCCAGAAGAAUGGAAAAUUACAAAUGUCACUCCACUCUACAAGAAAGGAGAGAGGCAGAAGAAAGAAAACUAUAGGCCAGUUAGUCUGACCUCAGAGGUUGGGAAGAUGUUGGAGGCGAUUGUUAAGGAUAUAGUUUCAGUGUACUUGGAGGCAAAUGAUAAAAUAGGCCAAAGUCAGCAUGGUUUCCUUUAAGGGAAAAUCAUGCCUGACAAAUAUUGUACGUUGGAAUUCUUUGAAGAAAUAACAAGCAGGAUAGAUGAAGGAGAAUUGCUGAAUGUUAUGUACUUGGAUUUUCAGAAGGCCUUUGAUAAGGUGCCACACAUGAGUCUGCACAACACAUUAAGAAAGAUACUAGCAUGGAUAAAGUACUGGAUGAUUGGCAGGAGGCAAAGAGUACGAAUAAAGGGAGCCUUUUCUGGUUGGCUGCCAACGAAUAGUGAUGUUCCUUAGGUCUGUGUUGGGACCGAUUAUAACCAUAUAACAAUUUCAGCACGGAAACAGGCCAUCUUGGCCCUUCUAGUCCAUGCUGAUCAUUUUACAUUCUAUAUCAAUGACUUGGAUUGAUGGCUUUGUGGCAAACCUAGCCGAUGAUGCAAAGAUAGGUAGAGGGGCAGGUAGUUUUGAGGAAAUUUGCUUCAGAAGGACUUAGACAGAUUAGGAGAGUGGACAAAGUAGUAGCAGAUGGAAUAGUGUGUCAGGAAGUGUAUGGUCAUGCACUUUGGUAGAAGAAAUAAAAGUGUAGACUAUUUUCUAAAUGGAGAGAAAAUACCAAAAUCUGAGGUGACAGGGACUUGGGAAUCAAGGUUAAUUUGCAGGUUGAGUUUGUGGUGAGGAAGGCAUUUAUUUCGAGAAGACUGGAAUAUAAAAGUAACGAUGUAAUGUUGAGCAACGCACAUAAAAGUUGCUGGUGAACGCAGCAGGCCAGGC